Penicillium brevicompactum is the source of this 411-nucleotide messenger RNA. Its product is annotated as cytidine deaminase. The record is from RefSeq and is a predicted model, not a curated record. Gene Ontology annotation, molecular function: zinc ion binding; cytidine deaminase activity. Bases 1 to 411 code for a protein of 136 amino acids. The transcript has 5 exons. Gene Ontology annotation, cellular component: cytosol. Lineage: Eukaryota; Fungi; Ascomycota; Eurotiomycetes; Eurotiales; Aspergillaceae.
AUGGCAGUCACAUCUCAGGAAUUGGAGGUUCUCUCCACAAAGGCCAUCGCUGCCAAAGCAACUGCCUACUGCCCUUACUCCAAAUUUCAAGUUGGAGCAUGUAUCCUCACUACCAGCGGUGAAUUCAUCACUGGUGCGAAUGUUGAGAAUGCCGCCUAUCCUGUAGGAACCUGCGCAGAGCGUGUGGCCUUUGGAACAGCCGUGGUGGCUGGACAUAAAGAUUUCAAGGCUCUCGCAGUCGCCACAAAUAUCAGCCCUCCUGCAUCGCCCUGUGGAAUGUGUAGACAGUUCAUCCGCGAGUUCACUGGGCCCGAUUUCCCCGUCUUCAUGUACGACGGCGAGGGUAACCAUAAGAUGAUGACAAUGGACGAGCUACUCCCUGACUCCUUCGGUCCGGAUCAGUUGAAAUAG